AUGACUUCAAAGGAGGCCCGGACGCAACCCCGAGACCCUCCAGAUGGAGGUGCCCGUGCCUGGAUGGUUACUGUUGGUGCAUUUGCAGCUCAAGUGUGCACGUUUGGUUAUAUCAAUACAUUCGGCAUUUACCAGAGUUAUUAUAAGGAUAACUUCCUUUCCGACAAAUCUGAAAGCGACAUCUCAUGGAUAGGAUCUCUCCAAGCAUUUUUCCUAUUCCUCUUUGGCGCCAUCAGUGGCCCUCUUGCCGAUCGCUUUGGCGUCAAGAUGGUCCUUAUCCCCUCUGGCAUUACUCUCGUCUUCUCUGUCAUGAUGACCAGCCUCUGCAAAGAAUACUACCAGUUUAUUCUCGCCCAAGGAGUCCUCGGAGGACUAGCCUGCGGCAUGAUCUUCACCCCAGUUGUCUCAACGGUCGGCCAAUAUUUCGUAAAGUGGCGCGCAUGGGCAAUGGGCGUUGUUGUUAGCGGCGCAGCUUUCGGAGGUAUCAUCUUCCCCGUAACCCUAAACAGACUCCUGUCUCAGAUCGGCUUCGGCUGGGCUGUCCGGGUAGUCGGGUUCAUCAUGCUAGCUUUAAUCAUGUACUCCAGUAUCGUGACUAAAGAAUUCGCUCCGCGGCGACAAAAGGACUUAUUCGUCCCAAGGGCAUUUACAAACUGGGCAUACAUUUUUGCAAAUGCGGGCUUUCUGAUCGGCUUAAUGGGCCUGUAUGGCCCGAUAUUCUACGUCUCCAGUUACAGUCGAGCACAGGGCAUGGAUCCUCAACUCGCUCAGUACCAGGUUGCCAUCCUAAAUGCAUCGUCGUUCUUCGGCCGUAUCAUUCCUAACUUCAUGGGCGAUAAAUUCGGACGCUUCAACAUGGCCAUCGUUACAUAUAUAGCUUGUGCUGUUCUUUGCUUCUGCUGGACGGCUGCCACAUCCACGGCCGGUAUUACCGUCUGGGUUAUCUUCUUUGGAUUCUUCUCUGGCGCAAUCUUCUCUUUGUAUUCGCCCACAGUUGCUCAAGUCUGUCCUAAUCCGAGUGAAAUCGGAACAUACAUUGGACAAGGCCUUGCUGUUUGCAGCUUUGGAGGCCUGGUAGGAACUCCAGUCAAUGGCGCUCUUAUUAGGACGUAUGGAUACCUUGAGUGCUCUAUGUUCUGCGGGACGACGCUUGUUGUUGGGACCCUCUGUAUGGCUGCGGCUCGGCUCAUACUUGAGAGGAGGAUUGUGGCCAUCAUUUAG
Molecule: messenger RNA, 1221 nt
Organism: Aspergillus steynii IBT 23096
Lineage: Eukaryota; Fungi; Ascomycota; Eurotiomycetes; Eurotiales; Aspergillaceae
Product: MCT family MFS transporter
Exons: 5
Coding region: 1-1221 (406 amino acids)
Biological process (GO): transmembrane transport
Cellular component (GO): fungal-type vacuole membrane
Molecular function (GO): transmembrane transporter activity
Source: RefSeq, a predicted model, not a curated record